AUGCCUAAGCCGACCGUCCUCAUUGUUGGCACUACGGAUACCAAGCUUGAUGAAAUCAUCUAUCUGCGAGAACAAGUGCGCGCCCAUCAAUCAUGUCAAACCAAGGUCCUUGACAUAGGCCAUACUCCAAGCAAAUCGUCGGCCCUGGGGGCCAUCCCCUCCGAUGAGAUUAUCACGCCUCUUCAUGGCCAUAGCUCCACCUUGAAGUCGUUGCCGCGUGGGGAAUACAUCGACAAGGCCAUUGAGCUAUGUCUGCCCGUUGUCAGAGAGCUUGUGUCCAAGGCCCAAGUACAAGGAAUCGUGUCUGCUGGUGGCAGUAGUGGCUCAUCGCUGGCAACAGCAUUGAUGCGCAAAGCAUGUCCUGUUGGCUUCCCCAAACUAAUGGUAUCCACAAUGGCGAGUGGGAACAUCAAGCACUACGUCGAAGAGACGGACAUCACAAUGAUGUACAGUGUGGUCGACAUUGCCGGCGUCAAUUCGGUGCUUAAGCGUAUCCUGUCAAAUGCGGCCGCGGCAAUUGCUGCCAUGACCUUGUCAUAUGCAAAGUCUCUCGUCGACCCUUCGGAGUCUGAGACCAGAGGCAAGCGAAUUGCCAUCACCAUGUUCGGGAAUACCACACCUUGUGUGGACGAGAUCCGUCGGAUCUUGACGUCCCCUCCGCACGACGUGUCCGAGUUUGAAAUCUAUGUGUUCCAUGCAACCGGCGCAGGCGGCCGGGCUAUGGAACGUCUUAUAGCGGAAGGACAGAUUGAUGCUGUCAUCGACCUGACUACCACCGAAGUUGCAGACGAACUCUUCGAAGGCGUGCUCUCUGCUGGGCCUGAAAGAUUGGAGGCCGCUGCCAAGAAGGGAAUUCCUAUGGUGGUCUCAGUGGGAGCAUGCGAUGAGGUCAACUUUGGUCCCAAGGACACGGUGCCGGAGAAAUAUAAGGACCGCAACCUGUUCAUACACAACCCUGCAGUAACGUUGAUGCGGACGACACCAGAAGAGAACAAAAAGAUUGGCGAGUUCAUUGCUUUGAAACUGAAGAAAUAUGCCGCCGAUCCAAGCGUUGUCCGAGUCAUAUUUCCUCUGGGCGGAGUUAGCAUGCUAGACGCCCCGGACAAGCCGUUCCAUGAUCCCAAGGCGGACACUGCUUUAUUCGAGAGCAUCGAAAAUGGGCUGGAGGACACGGGGAUUGAGAUUGAGAAAUACCAGUUGAAUAUCAACCAUGAACAGUUUGCCAGCCAUGUUGCUGCUGCCAUCUUGGAGGUCAUGGGUAUUGCACCCAGAAGCUACAGGCUGAAAAACUUGCGCAGGAGGAAGUGGUCCUUCGAUCAUGGGGAGUCGGUCAUGUCGGUCAGGAGGAACAGUCAGAUUGAAAUCCCUGACGCGGAGUAA
This is a messenger RNA of Exophiala dermatitidis NIH/UT8656, 1380 nucleotides long. RefSeq lists its product as uncharacterized. The record is from RefSeq and is a predicted model, not a curated record. NCBI's taxonomy places the organism in Eukaryota, Fungi, Ascomycota, Eurotiomycetes, Chaetothyriales, Herpotrichiellaceae. The coding region runs from base 1 to 1380 and encodes 459 amino acids. The transcript has a single exon.